AUUGCAUGCAAGUAUCAAGCAGAGCCGCAUGGGUCGAGGUAAGACUCAAAUAGUGUUUAGCACAGCGGCUGAAGAAAAAGCCUGAACACCACAGUGUACAAUCAUCAAAACAGGCCAUCAUGACUGACAGGAAGGCAGUAAUAAAGAACGCUGAUAUGUCUGAGGACAUGCAGCAGGAUGCAGUGGAUUGUGCCACACAGGCCAUGGAGAAGUACAACAUUGAAAAAGACAUUGCUGCAUAUAUCAAAAAGGAGUUUGAUAAGAAGUAUAAUCCAACAUGGCAUUGUAUUGUGGGACGAAACUUUGGCAGUUACGUGACGCAUGAAACAAAGCAUUUCAUCUACUUUUAUUUGGGUCAAGUGGCCAUUCUGCUCUUCAAAUCGGGCUGAAGGAACAACUGUCAUUCAUGAAAGCUGGAAGUCAGAUCUCCAAACCUGGACUGUGAUGCACUAAUGGCUUGAGCCACACUCAGACCACACACACACACACACACAUAUAGAUGCAUUACAUUAUCCCACAUACACACUAAUGACUUUAGCUAUAUAGGCUGUGUAUAUAUGCAUGGACCAUGUAUAAUAUUUUAUUUGUAUAUGUUGCAAUACAGUAAGUUUUGCUCUUUGUCAUUGCACAAGAUGAAGCAACAAGACCAUUUUUGUUAGUUUUUCCUGAAACUAAAUUUGUUUUGCACUGAAGUUGUACAAAAUGCUUUGACCGCUGCCUUUAAAUUAUAUUAAAGAAUGAUAAAUCAUAAAUACUUUGUAAGACGCUAUUCUUUUUUACCCAAUUCAGCUAGAUCCAAACAGAGGAUUUCUUAAAAGUCUGUUUUAGAGGUUGAUGGUGGAUCGCUGUUUGUUUUGUAACCAUAAUAAGAUUAUGUAUACUUAAGUUUACUUUGCAGCCUCUGUUUGUGUAAUAAUGUAACAUGGUCAGUUGUCUUCAGUUGCUUGCAAAGUGGAACUCAUGACCAAACUCCUCAAGAUGGAAGCACUUGCUGCAUGUAUUUUUACUGAGAAAGAGAGUAUACGAAGUUCAAUUACUAAUGAACAGAAUCUUUUUAUGAACUCCAUUUGUAAUCCAGCCUCUACCCCCAAGAGGACUUUUCAAAUCAAGAGCACCUUUAUCCAUCUGAAGAAUAGGACUAUAGAAAAUUGACUGAAUUUGAAAAUCAGUUGAAAAACGGCAAGCUUUUUUUUUUUUUUGGAAACAGAUAUAUCUCCAGAGCACAACAAAUAGCACUUUCUGAACUUGGAAAAAAAGAAGUUGAUUGUAAUUAAACCUGCUGUCAAGGGUGGUGCCAUUUGUUGUAAUGGAUAAGAUGGACAAUGAAGCUGAAGUAUACGAACAACUCAAGUUUCUAUAAGAGAUUAGCAGGGGAUCCAACCAUAAAAUAUCAGGAUUAGCUACGAUUACUCCUUGACGAUGGUGUUCUCAAUUAUUUUUCCCCCAAAGAAUCAACUUAAAAAAAAAUCAUUUGAAGGCUUUCUCAUAUGUGUAUGUGUGUAUGUGUGU
This is a messenger RNA of Xyrauchen texanus (razorback sucker), 1509 nucleotides long. It is a transcript of the gene dynll2b, whose product is annotated as dynein, light chain, LC8-type 2b. The record is from RefSeq and is a predicted model, not a curated record. Gene Ontology annotation, biological process: cilium assembly; microtubule-based process. The transcript has 3 exons. The coding region runs from base 120 to 389 and encodes 89 amino acids. Gene Ontology annotation, molecular function: dynein intermediate chain binding; dynein light intermediate chain binding. Gene Ontology annotation, cellular component: cytoplasmic dynein complex. NCBI's taxonomy places the organism in Eukaryota, Metazoa, Chordata, Actinopteri, Cypriniformes, Catostomidae.